Molecule: messenger RNA, 4738 nt
Organism: Danio rerio (zebrafish)
Lineage: Eukaryota; Metazoa; Chordata; Actinopteri; Cypriniformes; Danionidae
Source: RefSeq, a predicted model, not a curated record
GUUCUCUAGCUGUGUCCUUUAACCCCCUUCUCUCUUUUUAGCCAAGUUUGAGAACAAGUUGUAGUUUCUUACAUAUCCAUUUCGCAUCAUGCCUGCUUUUCGGAGCUUUAGGAGUUACUUCAGCAUGGUGUGAGGCCUCAGUGCCAUGCCAGAGAAAUCUCAAAGCAUGGCCCAUGACGUCCCGAUGGGUGAAGAAUCGCCUCGAUUGUCCAUCGCCUCUCUUGGCAGUAAUGACCGCUCCUCCAUUACUACGCUGUCUGAUUGCUCUGACUUCACAGACGUCCAGAGGCCCGUAAGCGUAGUCUCCAACAUAUCAUCUGGGUCCGGUUCCUCUCGGGACGACGUUCCCUUGUCAGGUGUUGUGUCCGCUGCUGUACCAAUCGAGGACAAUGUGGAUCUAGAGCUGACACCUGCUGCCAAUCCGACUGAACCUAAUCUUACCCAAACAUCCAGUCACUUCCUCCAGCAAAACAGCAGCAACACUGUUAACAACAAUACCAGUUUCUCUCCAUUUGCUGCCAACACCAUGGCACCCAACCCCGAGCUCACCUACUUGGACCGUGUGGUUAUGGAGAUCAUUGAGACCGAACGAAUGUAUGUGAGAGAUCUGCGGAGUAUUGUUGAGGACUACCUUGCUCAUAUUAUAGAUACAGGAGAUCUUCCGAUCAAGCCAGAACAGGUGUGUGCCCUAUUUGGAAACAUAGAGGACAUCUAUGAAUUUAACAGUGAGCUGCUUCAGUCACUGGACAUGUGUGACAGUGAUCCUGUGGCCAUUGCCAGAUGCUUUGUGAUUAAGAGUGAAUAUUUUGACAUCUACACACAGUAUUGUACCAACUACCCAAACUCUGUGGCUGCUCUAACAGACUGCAUGAGAAACAAAACUCUUGCUAAAUUCUUCAGGGAGAGGCAAGCUACUCUAAAGCGCUCGCUGCCUCUGGGAUCUUACCUUCUCAAGCCUGUCCAGAGGAUCCUCAAAUAUCAUCUGCUACUUCAGGAGAUUGCCAAACACUUUGAUCCACAGGAGAAUGGAUACGAGGUGGUGGAGGAGGCCAUAUACACCAUGACUGGUGUUGCGUGGUAUAUAAAUGACAUGAAGAGAAAACAUGAGCAUGCAGUACGUCUUCAGGAGGUCCAGUCUCUGCUUAUAAACUGGAAAGGGCCUGACCUGACUACAUAUGGAGAGCUGGUUCUAGAGGGCUCUUUUCGCAUCCAUCGAGCGAAGAAUGAGCGCACACUCUUUCUCUUUGACCGCAUGCUCCUCAUCACCAAACGAAGAGGAGAACAUUAUGUCUAUAAGACCCACAUCUCGUGCUCCACGCUAAUGUUGAUUGAGAGCGCCAAGGAUUCACUAUGCUUUAGUGUUACUCAUUACAAGCAUCCCAAACAGCCACAUACUGUCCAGGCUAGAACGUUGGAGGAGAAGAAAUUAUGGGCUCAUCAUAUUAAACGUCUCAUUAUAGAAAACCAUCAGGCUGUGAUACCACAAAAGGCAAAGGAAGCCAUUUUAGAGAUGGAUUCAAUAUACAAAAAGUAUAGGUACAGCCCUGAAAGACUCAAAAAGUCUGUGUCAUGCCAGUCAGAGGAAUUUUCCAACUUUAGACAAGGCCUGAAGCAGCCAGAAGCAUCUAAAGAAGCUUUAAAGAGCACUAAAGCAAUGCAGAAGCAUUCUGACAUUGAGGCUCCGAUGGAGGCUGACAAAUGGCCACUACAGGCCACUGAUAGUGUAAGCUCUGCUGAUCUUGGCUUAUGUGAGUCUUCAGCUGAAGAGACUGAUGCACAAGAAGAAUACUCUCUCAAAGCCUUUAUACCCGGUGAUAAUGAGGAGCCAGUUCAUAUAAUGCCGUCUGUGAAGGGCAGAUUGAUACGUGAGGAUGAAGAUGAAGCAGAAGCGGGGGAAAGUGACUCCGACAAUAUUCUAAUGGAGGACAACCAGGUAGCUGACUUUGCCAGUUCCAUGUUGGCUGCCAUUUCCUGCUGGCACUAUAGAGCCAGAGCUUUGCUUUCCAUGGACUUCGCAAUGGAGGAAGAGGGGUGUGCGUUCCCUGAGAAUACUUUCAAAAAAGAAAACAAGCCAUCAGCUGAACAGGUCAAAGCAUGUCUGAAGGAUGAAAAAUGCAUCUUUGAACAGGACAAAUCACAACAUUUGAAAAUGACCUCUUGCUGGGGAACCACUGACAAAACAAAGGAAGACACCUUUUGUGAUCCAGAGCCCAUAGAUGUACAUCAACAUGUCCUAGAUAUUCGGGAGAUGGAGUCUGCAAUAGACCAAGAUGAUCUGAAAGGUCCUAAAAAAGAGAGAGAGGCGAGGAAGUCUUUUUUACAUCAAAAUGACACCCCUGGCGAAUCCUCAGAGGAUGAAGAAGACACAGAAGAGAAACCAGGCUCGACCAGCAUCCUACCAUCAUCUGUGCUCGAUCAGGCCAGCGCCAUUGCUGAACAUUUUGUCUGUACUGCGAGGCGUAUUAGCAUCAGCACAGAUGAUGCACGCUCCCCCGGUUGCCCAUCGCCACAUCUUCCCAGCAGGACAGGCAGCACUCUAAGUCUUCGAGAUCCUCUUGAACACCAACAUCGCCUGACUAGCACCUACUCUGAUUCAUGUGAAAGUCCUUUGACCCAGGAAAAUCUUGCAUCCGUAGACUUCACGAUUGGGUCGUCAGUAGAAGAUGGUCUUUUUGACUGUGAUAGAAGCAUCUGCAGAAGAAGGGAUUCGGUUCUAUCCACACAAGAUCAACUACUCAUCAGCAAGAUCAGGAGUUACUAUGAGAAUGCUGAACACCAGGAUGCUACGUUUAGCUUGAAGCGCAGAGAGAGCCUCAGUUACAUUCCAAGUGGGCUUGUUAGAAACUCCGUUAGUCGUUUAAACAGCAUUCCUAAAGAUAAAGGUCUUGCCCUAGAGACAACAGUCAGAACAUUUGAACCUGAUAAAGAUUGUGCUUCGUCCAUGCAAUCUCUAUUUGACACCACAGCUCUAUCAGAAGCCACUUCGAGUGCAAAUUCAUCCCGUCAGGAACAACCUGUUGUCAGCGCUUCCACAAAUCCCACAGGGUUCAAUGUAGAUGGUUCUGUGAAACCUCAGUCUACCUAUAUUCAAGCUGAGAGUGAACAGAACGAGGUUUUCCAUCCCUCCUCUGAGAUGAUCAAAGUAUGGCAAGAUAUGGAAAGAGAGGUCACUAGAUGUCAAGGAGACGUCAAAGCACUGGUGCCCAGAGGAAAUCCUUAUUUCAGAGGGAUCUGUCCCAACCUUAUCAGGAGGGAUCCAAACCAGGACGAAAAGACUGAAGCCAAAGGAAACAAAGGACUGAUUGCAUUUGAAGAUUCAGAUUUGAGCACUAUCAAAGAAGAGUCCUUCACACCAUCACCGUUAAUAGAAAAAGAAAACAGUGAAGCCAUUAGUAGGAAUGAUGCCAUCAGACAAAAACAAUGGCAGAAAGAAGGUAGACUCCUUAGCGCUCUAGCCCCCAGAGUCAUCCAGUUAAGAGCAGAAUCUGAAUAUGAGAGAGGCACAGGAGCUCAGUCAGCUGAAGAUGGAGAUUCAGCCCAAAGCAAGGUUUUAAAUCUUGCAAGGAAAUACAGUCAGCGCAUCAAGUGCACUCAACCCAUGCUGAGACAGAGGAGUCAGGAGUCAGGAGAAACAGGGUUGACCAAGAGGAACAUGCUGUCGGUGGUGGAUGAAAAGCCAGAGGAGGUCAAAGGUAAACCAGACUCAAUGCCGUCCAUGGCUCCAUAUGAUCAGGCUGAUCGUGAUAGAGACCAGGAGGCGCAGCUUAUGCCUCUCAGCCCAGCUCGCAGUCCUACACCACCCGAGAAGUUCAACUGGCCAGAUGUCCGGGAGCUUCGCUCAAAAUAUGCACACCUAGACAACCCGUCUUCUCAGCCAGCAGUAGCCCAAAAUCAGUCUGCAGCAGACAGGAUGUUUGACCGCAGUUCUACACGACGUUCCAGCUGCUCUUCUAGCCACUUAAUCACUUCUAAUGGCUCCUCGGAUUGUUCGUUUCAAACGGUCUACAAUGGAAAAAAUACAGAACAAUUCCCAACUCGGACACAGCGUGCUGGCUCUCUUGACCAAAAAUUGGGUAGUUUGUACUUGAGAGAUCUGCAUAUUCUUCAGAGUACAGAUGCCAGCAGUGGCUACUAUGUCUCUGCUCAAGCUACGCUCCCAAAUGAGAAGAAUAUAAUUGUGAUUGAGAAAGUUCCCGAGGUUCCACCGGCAGUAGAGAUCGACUUAUCUACGAAAGAGGGCAAGAAACCGGAAUUAAUGGAUGAUGAUGGCUAUGUCCAAAUCCGUUCACCAACUUCUCACGAGAAGAUCUCAAUCAAGGCUGUCAUCGACCGCUGUCGAGCGUAUCAGGACUCAGAGGAAUACCGUCUAAGGGAGGAAGGUGGAUGUAAGACAGAAAAGUUGCCCAAGACUGAGUGUUGCAAAAAAGUAGAGAAAGCCUCAUCCUGUAGUGAACCAUCAGAUGAUGCUGUGGCUUCUGGAAAAAAGGCCGAUUCUAGUCAGCACAGCGUUGUUAAGAAUCUUAGAGACAAAUUUCAAAACAUAAGAUAAGAUGUGUUGUUUUAAAGCAUCUCUGUUUUAUUUUUCAGUGUGCUAAAGACUUGUGCAAUACUAUUGAUUCAUUAAUAUACUUCUUUAUGCCCUCACCACUGAAGGUAUAUUUAUCAGCAGUUAAAUCCUUGUGCAAAUGUAAAUCCCUCAAAAGUAACAUCCAUUACAUUUUGCAUGCUGUUUAACAGG